This is a messenger RNA of Suricata suricatta (meerkat), 1534 nucleotides long. RefSeq names its product prostaglandin D2 receptor 2 (gene PTGDR2). Lineage: Eukaryota; Metazoa; Chordata; Mammalia; Carnivora; Herpestidae. The coding region runs from base 722 to 1534 and encodes 270 amino acids. The record is from RefSeq and is a predicted model, not a curated record. The transcript has 4 exons. Gene Ontology annotation, biological process: positive regulation of cytosolic calcium ion concentration; phospholipase C-activating G protein-coupled receptor signaling pathway; inflammatory response. Gene Ontology annotation, molecular function: complement receptor activity; G protein-coupled receptor activity. Gene Ontology annotation, cellular component: plasma membrane.
CACAGACACACACACUCUCUCUCUCUCUGUGGCUGAUAGCUAUUUCCUCCCUCAGCCUCACUCCCCCCCGCCUGCCCGGUGCCUUCUCCGGCUGCCACCAGACGCUGACUGUCCCUGGGGCUGGAAUCCUGUCUCCCGUGCCCAGGUAAGGAAGCAACAAUAGCCCGGGGGCUGAGCAGCCUCAGUGCCCUCUCUGGAUCCAUGAAGGCACUGUUUUGACAGGGAAGAGGCUCUUCACGGCUAGGAUGGUAGAGGAUUGGGUUUCACAGGACUGGAGGGGACACGCUGCCCAGAGAAGGGAAGGGCACGGUUUCUUGGACAUUCACUGGAAGCCAGGCAUGGGGGUAAACCACAAGAGCCUCUCUUCCCAGACUCACAAGCGGUCUCUGCGUGGGACGAUGACAGGAGUCUGAGGAGUCCUGAGCAAGAGAGCACUUACACAAAGGACCUACUGGAAUCUCUGGCGCCACAGGACAAUCUGAAUUCCCAGUCCCUGCCAGCCAUCCCUUACCUCCUGCCGGCAGCCUCCCUGCCACCCCCGCCGCCCUGCCCUCCUGGAUCUCAACCAGCUUCACAUUAGGAAGUCUUGGGGUUUUGAUGAAGCCGUGAGUGUGUACGUUUGGGGUGUCUGCACAUCUGCCAGAGGCUGGCUGCCCCAGCACUUACCUGAGUAGAUUUUCAAUCGUUACCUGCUGAAUAAUGCAAUUACCAAGAGCCCACCAUGUCUGUCAAUGUCACGCUCAAGCUGUUCUGCCCGGUCCUGGAGCAGAUGAGGAGCAUCCAAGGCCACAGCAACUCCAGCAUGCGCUACAUGGACCACGUAUCGGUGCUGCUGCACGGGCUGGCUUCGCUGCUGGGCCUGGUGGAGAACGGACUCAUCCUCUUCGUGGUGGGCUGCCGCAUGCGCCAGACUGUGGUCACCACGUGGGUGCUGCACCUGGCGCUGUCCGACCUGCUGGCCACCGCCACACUCCCCUUCUUCACUUACUUCCUGGCUGUGGGCCACUCGUGGGAGCUGGGCACCACCUUCUGCAAGCUGCACUCCUCCAUCUUCUUCCUCAACAUGUUCGCCAGCGGCUUCCUGCUCAGCGCCAUCAGCCUGGACCGCUGCCUGCAGGUGGUGCGUCCCGUGUGGGCGCAGAACCACCGCACGGUGGCCGCGGCCCACAGGGUCUGCCUGGUGCUCUGGGCCCUGGCCGUGCUCAACACUGUGCCCUACUUCGUGUUCCGGGACACCAUCCCACGGCUGGACGGCCGCAUCAUGUGCUACUACAACGUGCUGCUCCUGAGCCCGGGGUCCGACCGCAACGCCACAUGCAACUCGCGCCAGGCAGCCCUGGCCGUCAGCAAGUUCCUGCUGGCCUUCGUCGUGCCGCUGGCCAUCAUCACCUCGAGCCACGCGGUCGUGAGCGUGCAGCUGCGCCACCGUGGCCGCCGGCGGCCCAGCCGCUUCGUGCGCCUGGUGGCGGCCGUGGUGGCGGCCUUCGCGCUCUGCUGGGGGCCCUACCACGUGUUCACACUUGCCGCCGCCUGA